Molecule: messenger RNA, 432 nt
Organism: Durusdinium trenchii
Lineage: Eukaryota; Dinophyceae; Suessiales; Symbiodiniaceae
Source: the annotation of a GenBank genome assembly
AUGGAGCCCAUGGGGCGGCUGAACAGGCCCGGGAAAGACACGCGCUCCAAGGAGUUUCAAGCACAAGGCUUCCUGGGCUUUCGGUUGGCCAUCAUGGCAUACUUGGGAGACAAGUUCGAGUGGAAACUUUAUCCUCGUGAUGCCCGCAUCCGUGCACGUAUUCAUCAGUACAUGAACUGGCACCACCAGAACACCCGACGGAUCACCAUGGCACUGUUCGCUCCGGUGAUGCGACCGGAUUUGAAGAUCUCUCCCGAGCAGACGAAGCAAUGGAUGAAGGAGAUUGCACAGACUCUCCAAUCCAUCGAGCGCUGGCUGAACGAGAACCCGUGGCUAUGUGGCCCGGCGCCCACUGUGGCGGAUUUGUCUUGCAGCUUGGCCAGAGGAUCGCAAGCCACAAUUCCACAAAAAGCACAUCGGAAAAGUCUAUAA